AUGGCGCAGGCCCGGCUGUGGGCGCCCUGCGUGCUGCCCGGCGUUCGAGGCGCCGAGGGAUGCGAGAUCCGCUGCACGGCGCUGGGCGCGGGGCGCUGUGCGGUGGCCUGCCACUCGGGGCAGGUCUGGCUCUUCCGCUGCGCCCCAGAGGUGGAGCCCAGUGCCCUCACAGUGGCAGGAUGGCUGGGCCCGGAGGAGGUCAAGGCGCUGGGCUUCUGCGCCGCGCCCAGCAGCUUGGAGGCUACCGCCGGGCUCUCAGGGAGCCAACUGCUGGUCUCCCUGCUGCCGGGUCGCCUCAGGCUGUCAGAUGCAGAGGAUGGCCGCUGCGUAGCCGUGCUGCCGCUGCAGGACGCUUCGGCCACUCUGCUCGCCGUGCUGGAGGCAAUGGAGCCCGGCUUACCCGUGAUUCCACAGAACUAG
Effrenium voratum is the source of this 420-nucleotide messenger RNA. The record is from the annotation of a GenBank genome assembly. NCBI's taxonomy places the organism in Eukaryota, Dinophyceae, Suessiales, Symbiodiniaceae.